This is a messenger RNA of Schizophyllum commune H4-8, 664 nucleotides long. RefSeq lists its product as uncharacterized. Bases 139 to 537 code for a protein of 132 amino acids. The transcript has a single exon. Lineage: Eukaryota; Fungi; Basidiomycota; Agaricomycetes; Agaricales; Schizophyllaceae. The record is from RefSeq and is a predicted model, not a curated record.
CGACGCGAAGGAGGGUCCAGACCGACGCGGAGGAGGGAGAGACCGACGCAGAGGAGGGCACAGACCGACACAGAGGAAGGGGGGCAGACCGACGCGAAGGAAGGGGGGUAGACCGACACAGAUAAGGGGCGCAGACCGAUGCAGAGGAGGGCGCAGACUGACGCAGAGGAAGGGCGCAGACCGACGCAGAGGAGGGCGCAGACCGACGCGGAGGAGGGUCCAGACCGAUGCAGAGGAGGAUCCAGACCGACGCGAAGGAGGGGUCCAGACCGACGCGAAGGAAGGGGGCCGACCGACACGGAGGAGGGGUCGGAUGAGCGAGGGGAGGGCCCAGACCGACGCGGAGGAGGGGGCAGACCGACGCGAAGGAGGGUCCAGACCGACGCGGAGGAAGGGGGAGGGCGACGGGAAGGAGGGGCGCCGACCGACGCGAAGGAUGGCGCCGACCGACGCGAAGGAGGGCGCAGACCGACGCAGAGGAUGGGCGCAGACCGAUGCAGAGCAGGAGAACACCGACACAGUGAAGGGCAAGGGUGACGGACGCAGAGGAGGGCGCAGACCGACGCGGAGGAAGGGGGGCAGACCGACGCGAAGGAAGGGCAAGGGUGACCAGCGCAGGGGAGGAGCACCUCGCCGGUGACGGAGCCGAGGAGGCAGACCGACA